AUUUGUGGUUUGUAGCGUGAGCUUGUGUAGUUGUGACUUCUCGGGCUAUUGGCUAGCAGCACCCCACUUCUCGUGUGUGAAAUGGCCUUGUUAUUCAAAACCGCAGCCCUGCUUUUGAAGCCGACACGGACUCUGCCCUCCACUCUCAAAGUCGUUCGUCAUUACAGCGCAGGUGGCCAGUAUGAGUACAUCAUUGUGGAGAAGCGUGGACAGAAACUGGAUGUGGGCUUCAUCCAGUUGAACCGCCCCAAAGCUCUGAACGCUCUGUGUGAUGGACUGAUGAUCGAGCUAGGAAAAGCUCUGGAUGCAUUUGAGGCCGACGGAACAGUUGGUGCCAUUGUUCUAACUGGCGGUGACAGGGCCUUUGCAGCUGGCGCUGACAUCAAGGAGAUGCAGAAUCGCACCUUCCAGGAGUGUUAUUCUGGUAACUUCCUGGCUCAUUGGAACCGUGUCUCUACCGUCAGGAAACCAGUCAUCGCUGCUGUCAAUGGGUUUGCUUUGGGCGGUGGCUGUGAACUGGCUAUGAUGUGUGACAUUAUCUAUGCAGGAGAGAAGGCUCAGUUUGGACAGCCAGAGAUCCUUCUGGGCACCAUCCCAGGGGCCGGUGGCACUCAGAGACUAACCCGGGCUGUGGGGAAAUCUCUGGCUAUGGAGUUGGUUCUUACUGGAGACCGGAUCACAGCACAGGAGGCUAAGCAGUCAGGUUUGGUGAGUAAGGUCUAUCCUGUAGACCAGUUGGUGUCAGAAGCCAUUAAAUGCGGGGAGAAGAUUGCAGCUAACUCCAAGAUUGUGUCUGCCAUGGCUAAAGAGGCUGUCAAUGCAGCGUAUGAGCUGACACUGGCUGAGGGGAAUCGACUGGAGAAGAGGUUAUUUCACGCUACCUUUGCCACGGAAGAUCGAAAGGAGGGCAUGACAGCGUUUGUAGAGAAGAGAAAGGCUGAUUUCAAGGACCAGUAGAGUGGUGCAAAUGCAGAAUCCAUCAAACCAGAGCUGGGUUAGCUAAAUUUAUUAUCAGGCUUAGUUGAUCGUCAGAACUAUACAAAUAAUCGUUAUGAUUUCAUGGUUAAUUCUACAUUUACAUUUUAUGCAUUUAGCGGACACACUAAUCCAGAGACUUGCAGUUUGUUCUAACGAUGAGCAGACCCAUAAUGUGCUUUUGGAAAACUGGCUCCAGGAAGAGAGUCUCAGAUCUAGGAGUUCCCGAAGACUACAUCUGCAUUAGAUGUCUUUGUUCAAAACUGAUUGGGGAUUUGACCAGUCUUCUCAACUGGACAGUAGUGUGAAGCUCUGAAUUUGACAUGCUGUCUUUAAGUUAGAAUUCGGCCCUGAAUGACAUCAAGACACUAUCAUGCCUUAUCACCAUUUUAUACCCUGAACGCAGUGUUCAGUACAGUAGUGUUUUUGUCUGUAAUAUGUUUUAGGUGAUGAUCAGCCAUAGCAAAAACAAAUAUCUUGUUUUUGAAUGGUAUAGAACAAGAGAUAUCAAUCAGAUAAACACUAACACAGCCUUUUCACUGUCUAAAUGACAAAUAUAUUUUUCCUAUGUACAUUUUGAAAAUAAACUUUGAUGUAUCUG
Esox lucius (northern pike) is the source of this 1576-nucleotide messenger RNA. RefSeq names its product enoyl CoA hydratase, short chain, 1, mitochondrial (gene echs1). Gene Ontology annotation, molecular function: enoyl-CoA hydratase activity. NCBI's taxonomy places the organism in Eukaryota, Metazoa, Chordata, Actinopteri, Esociformes, Esocidae. The record is from RefSeq and is marked provisional. Gene Ontology annotation, cellular component: mitochondrion. Gene Ontology annotation, biological process: fatty acid beta-oxidation.